GGAAGCAUUAGUCGAAUCGAGGCUAUCAUAUAACGCAGAGGAUCAUGAACAGCUUUCGGUGCGACUGGUGGGCCGUUCACUCGCCCCACCUCUCCUCUGAUACUUUUCUGCCUUCCUGACGACACCACCGCUCGUUUCUUCGACACCGCAAUGUCGACUCGUCACUCCUUUCUCUCCACCACUGGCCUGAUCAGGCCGAUUUCUGCGGCGUCCGCCGCAUCUGUAGCGGACAGCUACUAUGUUCCGAAUCGGCUUGCUCGUUCCGAGGGCACAACGACCGGAAAGCCCAUUGCCAUGCCACAGCCCCAUGUGAAGAAGCCACCUACCACCAGAGCCGGGAUCAUACCGCUGGGACCUAUGGUCAUCGUCAGUAUGGCAGUCACCCUGUCAUUGCUGUUCACCGCCGCCAUCUCCCUUGCCUUCAUCCCGGACGAUGAUAACACCUCUGCCAUUGCGAGCAUGCUCGACGAUGUAGCAGCUAACACACCUGGAAUUGUGCUAUUCGGUGACGACGUCGACGUCGAUGUCGACGAGCCUGCGUUGACCAUUCGUUGGUCAAUCAUUGGUUGCGGGGACGGUUUUGUCCUCGAAGGAUCCGAGGGGACCCACGGCAGCCAAAAUUGCGGGCUGCCGUCUAUGGCUCUUGAAUUCUACGUCGAUGGCGAGGAGGGGGCCGCGGGAUCAUACAACCCCGACCUCUUCCCGUUCUUCAAAGGCGGCGGACAAAGAGACAGCAUACAGAACAUGUUCCAGUUCGAUGACGAUCAUGUCCUCAAUGUGCAUGAAGCUCGCCUUUACCCAUUCGACAAUUACCGCAUGACAACCUCGAUUCGAGCGGUAUCCACCGCGGACAACGCAACCGUGCCUAUACAGAAACUAGCCACAAUCUCCAUGACAUCGAGCUUCGUCACCUUAUCCAGCGACACGGAAAGCGCCGUCACCAUCCCGAGCGGAUCGGGGUCAGACAUGCCCACGAGGGAUCUAGUUCUCCAAAUUAGUCGACCAGCGGAUCUUCGAGCUUAUGCAUUGCUUCUCUUCGGGACCAGCUGGAUGCUCGCGCACGCGACUAUAGGCUUGGUGGGGAUCUCGUGGUCAGUAGAUCGCGGGGAGAAAAUGCUGCAAUACCUCGGAAUCACCUUCGCCAUCGUCCUGCUCAUCCCGCAAAUGCGCAACGCAAUGCCUGACGCUCCAGGUUUCGAUGGUAAGUCGAUAUGACGUGUCAUGUAGCUUGUGAAAUGUUUGCUAAUGAUGGUUCAUAGGGGUCCUGAUCGGUGAGUUUCAGUAUCCUCCCGCCAGAAGACCCGCGGGUCAAGUCUGUUAGAAGUCGCUGACCACAUUCUUUGUAGAUGCCAUAGGGUUCUUUCCGCAAAUGCUGGUAUGCGGCGCGUCAGCUAUCAUCAUGCUUGGGAAGAUGGCGAGAAUCGAGUUACAGCACCUCGACGAGUCCGCAGCCGUAGUGGAGUUCCAGAAAGAAGCACCCGCACCUUUGUCAACAGGGCUUCUGAGGAUGCGGAGAGGAGGAUCAUCCGUGGACAUUCGCCAUAUCCGAGACUUUAGCAUCAAUCGACCGGCUUAUGGACGCUCUAGGGCCUAAAAAUCUUUAAAUCAUCUUUUUCAUUCCCG
Messenger RNA from Dichomitus squalens LYAD-421 SS1, 1623 nucleotides. RefSeq lists its product as uncharacterized. The coding region runs from base 151 to 1215 and encodes 354 amino acids. The transcript has 4 exons. Lineage: Eukaryota; Fungi; Basidiomycota; Agaricomycetes; Polyporales; Polyporaceae. The record is from RefSeq and is a predicted model, not a curated record.